AUGGCCUCUCUGGUAGCAUUCUUGGACCGUAAGCUGCCAAUAGAGAUCAUCCGUCUGCUCAAGAAGAAGAGGCUUCACCCUGAAUUUUCUGUACUUGACCAGAUUAAUGAGCUUGAUAUCUUCAAGCUCGAUCCAUCUGAGUUGCCAGGACUUUCAAAAAUUAACUCCGAUGAACAAGCGUGGCCCUUUUUCUCUGAAACAUAUAAGAACGUGAAGGGUAACGAUAGUGAAGUCAGGGAUAAAAGUACUGGCAAGCGGAUUGGUGGCAAAAAGAACUAUGUUUACUACAAACGUGGUGCUUCUCCUAAGCAGAAGAUCAAGACUGACUGGGUUAUGCACGAGUACUAUGUCGAUGAUGACGACUCUCGUUAUAAGGUGGUAAAGGUAGUCGGAGCUAAGUUUUACGGCAGGGAAAACGGUGAUUCUUGGUAG
Molecule: messenger RNA, 432 nt
Organism: Pistacia vera
Lineage: Eukaryota; Viridiplantae; Streptophyta; Magnoliopsida; Sapindales; Anacardiaceae
Product: NAC domain-containing protein 86-like
Exons: 4
Coding region: 1-432 (143 amino acids)
Biological process (GO): regulation of DNA-templated transcription
Molecular function (GO): DNA binding
Source: RefSeq, a predicted model, not a curated record